Molecule: messenger RNA, 5766 nt
Organism: Giardia duodenalis
Lineage: Eukaryota; Fornicata; Diplomonadida; Hexamitidae
Product: VSP
Exons: 1
Coding region: 1-5766 (1921 amino acids)
Source: RefSeq, a predicted model, not a curated record
AUGUUGCUAGGGCUUCUUCUAUUUUGUACAGUAGCACGGGCAAACUGCAAGGCUGGGAACACGCCGUCGGCGAACGGGCAGACGUGCGUCCCAAACGCAGAUCAAUGCGAGGACCCCUUGACCACCGCGGGCUGUGCGACCUGCACCGGCACGGGUAGCGCACAAACCUGCCUCACCUGCUCGUCCUCAAAGAAGGUCAGGCCGGACAAGAAGGGCUGCAUCGCUUCGUGCCCUCCGAGCGUGACCACAGAAAAUAGUGGGGUCUGCGAGUGCACGCCUGGGAACAAGCCCUCGUCGGACGGGACGACGUGCGUCCCAAACGCAGAUCAAUGCGAGGACCCCUUGACCACCGCGGGCUGUGCGACCUGCACCGGCACGGGUAGCGCACAAACCUGCCUCACCUGCUCGUCCUCAAAGAAGGUCAGGCCGGACAAGAAGGGCUGCAUCGCUUCGUGCCCUCCGAGCGUGACCACAGAAAAUAGUGGGGUCUGCGAGUGCACGCCUGGGAACAAGCCCUCGUCGGACGGGACGACGUGCGUCCCAAACGCAGAUCAAUGCGAGGACCCCUUGACCACCGCGGGCUGUGCGACCUGCACCGGCACGGGUAGCGCACAAACCUGCCUCACCUGCUCGUCCUCAAAGAAGGUCAGGCCGGACAAGAAGGGCUGCAUCGCUUCGUGCCCUCCGAGCGUGACCACAGAAAAUAGUGGGGUCUGCGAGUGCACGCCUGGGAACAAGCCCUCGUCGGACGGGACGACGUGCGUCCCAAACGCAGAUCAAUGCGAGGACCCCUUGACCACCGCGGGCUGUGCGACCUGCACCGGCACGGGUAGCGCACAAACCUGCCUCACCUGCUCGUCCUCAAAGAAGGUCAGGCCGGACAAGAAGGGCUGCAUCGCUUCGUGCCCUCCGAGCGUGACCACAGAAAAUAGUGGGGUCUGCGAGUGCACGCCUGGGAACAAGCCCUCGUCGGACGGGACGACGUGCGUCCCAAACGCAGAUCAAUGCGAGGACCCCUUGACCACCGCGGGCUGUGCGACCUGCACCGGCACGGGUAGCGCACAAACCUGCCUCACCUGCUCGUCCUCAAAGAAGGUCAGGCCGGACAAGAAGGGCUGCAUCGCUUCGUGCCCUCCGAGCGUGACCACAGAAAAUAGUGGGGUCUGCGAGUGCACGCCUGGGAACAAGCCCUCGUCGGACGGGACGACGUGCGUCCCAAACGCAGAUCAAUGCGAGGACCCCUUGACCACCGCGGGCUGUGCGACCUGCACCGGCACGGGUAGCGCACAAACCUGCCUCACCUGCUCGUCCUCAAAGAAGGUCAGGCCGGACAAGAAGGGCUGCAUCGCUUCGUGCCCUCCGAGCGUGACCACAGAAAAUAGUGGGGUCUGCGAGUGCACGCCUGGGAACAAGCCCUCGUCGGACGGGACGACGUGCGUCCCAAACGCAGAUCAAUGCGAGGACCCCUUGACCACCGCGGGCUGUGCGACCUGCACCGGCACGGGUAGCGCACAAACCUGCCUCACCUGCUCGUCCUCAAAGAAGGUCAGGCCGGACAAGAAGGGCUGCAUCGCUUCGUGCCCUCCGAGCGUGACCACAGAAAAUAGUGGGGUCUGCGAGUGCACGCCUGGGAACAAGCCCUCGUCGGACGGGACGACGUGCGUCCCAAACGCAGAUCAAUGCGAGGACCCCUUGACCACCGCGGGCUGUGCGACCUGCACCGGCACGGGUAGCGCACAAACCUGCCUCACCUGCUCGUCCUCAAAGAAGGUCAGGCCGGACAAGAAGGGCUGCAUCGCUUCGUGCCCUCCGAGCGUGACCACAGAAAAUAGUGGGGUCUGCGAGUGCACGCCUGGGAACAAGCCCUCGUCGGACGGGACGACGUGCGUCCCAAACGCAGAUCAAUGCGAGGACCCCUUGACCACCGCGGGCUGUGCGACCUGCACCGGCACGGGUAGCGCACAAACCUGCCUCACCUGCUCGUCCUCAAAGAAGGUCAGGCCGGACAAGAAGGGCUGCAUCGCUUCGUGCCCUCCGAGCGUGACCACAGAAAAUAGUGGGGUCUGCGAGUGCACGCCUGGGAACAAGCCCUCGUCGGACGGGACGACGUGCGUCCCAAACGCAGAUCAAUGCGAGGACCCCUUGACCACCGCGGGCUGUGCGACCUGCACCGGCACGGGUAGCGCACAAACCUGCCUCACCUGCUCGUCCUCAAAGAAGGUCAGGCCGGACAAGAAGGGCUGCAUCGCUUCGUGCCCUCCGAGCGUGACCACAGAAAAUAGUGGGGUCUGCGAGUGCACGCCUGGGAACAAGCCCUCGUCGGACGGGACGACGUGCGUCCCAAACGCAGAUCAAUGCGAGGACCCCUUGACCACCGCGGGCUGUGCGACCUGCACCGGCACGGGUAGCGCACAAACCUGCCUCACCUGCUCGUCCUCAAAGAAGGUCAGGCCGGACAAGAAGGGCUGCAUCGCUUCGUGCCCUCCGAGCGUGACCACAGAAAAUAGUGGGGUCUGCGAGUGCACGCCUGGGAACAAGCCCUCGUCGGACGGGACGACGUGCGUCCCAAACGCAGAUCAAUGCGAGGACCCCUUGACCACCGCGGGCUGUGCGACCUGCACCGGCACGGGUAGCGCACAAACCUGCCUCACCUGCUCGUCCUCAAAGAAGGUCAGGCCGGACAAGAAGGGCUGCAUCGCUUCGUGCCCUCCGAGCGUGACCACAGAAAAUAGUGGGGUCUGCGAGUGCACGCCUGGGAACAAGCCCUCGUCGGACGGGACGACGUGCGUCCCAAACGCAGAUCAAUGCGAGGACCCCUUGACCACCGCGGGCUGUGCGACCUGCACCGGCACGGGUAGCGCACAAACCUGCCUCACCUGCUCGUCCUCAAAGAAGGUCAGGCCGGACAAGAAGGGCUGCAUCGCUUCGUGCCCUCCGAGCGUGACCACAGAAAAUAGUGGGGUCUGCGAGUGCACGCCUGGGAACAAGCCCUCGUCGGACGGGACGACGUGCGUCCCAAACGCAGAUCAAUGCGAGGACCCCUUGACCACCGCGGGCUGUGCGACCUGCACCGGCACGGGUAGCGCACAAACCUGCCUCACCUGCUCGUCCUCAAAGAAGGUCAGGCCGGACAAGAAGGGCUGCAUCGCUUCGUGCCCUCCGAGCGUGACCACAGAAAAUAGUGGGGUCUGCGAGUGCACGCCUGGGAACAAGCCCUCGUCGGACGGGACGACGUGCGUCCCAAACGCAGAUCAAUGCGAGGACCCCUUGACCACCGCGGGCUGUGCGACCUGCACCGGCACGGGUAGCGCACAAACCUGCCUCACCUGCUCGUCCUCAAAGAAGGUCAGGCCGGACAAGAAGGGCUGCAUCGCUUCGUGCCCUCCGAGCGUGACCACAGAAAAUAGUGGGGUCUGCGAGUGCACGCCUGGGAACAAGCCCUCGUCGGACGGGACGACGUGCGUCCCAAACGCAGAUCAAUGCGAGGACCCCUUGACCACCGCGGGCUGUGCGACCUGCACCGGCACGGGUAGCGCACAAACCUGCCUCACCUGCUCGUCCUCAAAGAAGGUCAGGCCGGACAAGAAGGGCUGCAUCGCUUCGUGCCCUCCGAGCGUGACCACAGAAAAUAGUGGGGUCUGCGAGUGCACGCCUGGGAACAAGCCCUCGUCGGACGGGACGACGUGCGUCCCAAACGCAGAUCAAUGCGAGGACCCCUUGACCACCGCGGGCUGUGCGACCUGCACCGGCACGGGUAGCGCACAAACCUGCCUCACCUGCUCGUCCUCAAAGAAGGUCAGGCCGGACAAGAAGGGCUGCAUCGCUUCGUGCCCUCCGAGCGUGACCACAGAAAAUAGUGGGGUCUGCGAGUGCACGCCUGGGAACAAGCCCUCGUCGGACGGGACGACGUGCGUCCCAAACGCAGAUCAAUGCGAGGACCCCUUGACCACCGCGGGCUGUGCGACCUGCACCGGCACGGGUAGCGCACAAACCUGCCUCACCUGCUCGUCCUCAAAGAAGGUCAGGCCGGACAAGAAGGGCUGCAUCGCUUCGUGCCCUCCGAGCGUGACCACAGAAAAUAGUGGGGUCUGCGAGUGCACGCCUGGGAACAAGCCCUCGUCGGACGGGACGACGUGCGUCCCAAACGCAGAUCAAUGCGAGGACCCCUUGACCACCGCGGGCUGUGCGACCUGCACCGGCACGGGUAGCGCACAAACCUGCCUCACCUGCUCGUCCUCAAAGAAGGUCAGGCCGGACAAGAAGGGCUGCAUCGCUUCGUGCCCUCCGAGCGUGACCACAGAAAAUAGUGGGGUCUGCGAGUGCACGCCUGGGAACAAGCCCUCGUCGGACGGGACGACGUGCGUCCCAAACGCAGAUCAAUGCGAGGACCCCUUGACCACCGCGGGCUGUGCGACCUGCACCGGCACGGGUAGCGCACAAACCUGCCUCACCUGCUCGUCCUCAAAGAAGGUCAGGCCGGACAAGAAGGGCUGCAUCGCUUCGUGCCCUCCGAGCGUGACCACAGAAAAUAGUGGGGUCUGCGAGUGCACGCCUGGGAACAAGCCCUCGUCGGACGGGACGACGUGCGUCCCAAACGCAGAUCAAUGCGAGGACCCCUUGACCACCGCGGGCUGUGCGACCUGCACCGGCACGGGUAGCGCACAAACCUGCCUCACCUGCUCGUCCUCAAAGAAGGUCAGGCCGGACAAGAAGGGCUGCAUCGCUUCGUGCCCUCCGAGCGUGACCACAGAAAAUAGUGGGGUCUGCGAGUGCACGCCUGGGAACAAGCCCUCGUCGGACGGGACGACGUGCGUAUCAGAGACGGCCUGCAAUACUCCCAACUGUAAGACCUGUGACAACCCCAAAACAGACAACGAAAUCUGCACUGAAUGUAAUGACGGCGAUUACCUCACCCCGACAAAGCAGUGCACGCAGAGCUGCGGAGCAAUAGGAAGCUACUAUGAUGGAGACAAAGCGUGCGAGCCUUGUGAUCCUAGCUGUGCUGGGUGCACCACAAAGGGGCCAGCGAAGUGCACGCUGUGUCCUCCCGGGAAGAGGCUCCAGUACACCAAUGAUGAUCCUAAUCAAGGUGGAUCUUGUGUAGAUGAGUGCAAAGCAGAGGUGGACGGGUGUGCAGAGUGUGGAGCGGUAAUCGGCGGUACGAAGUACUGUUCAAAAUGCAAGGAAGAUAAGUGGGCACCUCAGAAUGGCGUGUGCGCUAAUUCAGUAACAAGGAAUUCAUUCUGCACGAACGCAGCAGGUGGCGUAUGCACUCAGUGUGCUGCAGAUCAUUUCCUUCAAGAUGGAGGCUGCUAUAAACUCGGCAGACAACCUGGCAUACAGAUAUGCACACUAGCUGAUAGCAAUGGUGGAUGUCAGACGUGCGCCAAUAGUCUUCAGCCCAAUGAUGGAGCAUGCCCCUCGUGUCAUUCGACCUGCAAGACAUGCUCGACUGCAGAUAGCUCUGAUAAGUGUACGUCAUGCGCAGCUGGGUACUAUAUGGUCGGGUCAGGGCCAAACACAUGUAUUUCGUGUGACAGCAACAGUGGAAGUGUCAAGGGAGUUGCUGGCUGCAUGAGCUGCGCUCCUCCACCUAAUAAUCAAGGAUCUGUCGUCUGCUACCUCAUAAAUGAUAGCGGUAGCACAAACAAGAGUAGCGGGCUCUCCACGGGGGCUAUCGCGGGGAUCUCCGUCGCUGUGGUCGUCGUCGUGGGGGGCCUCGUGGGCUUCCUCUGCUGGUGGUUCCUCUGCAGGGGGAAGGCGUGA